Messenger RNA from Aethina tumida (small hive beetle), 1271 nucleotides. RefSeq names its product 26S proteasome non-ATPase regulatory subunit 13 (gene Rpn9). Gene Ontology annotation, biological process: ubiquitin-dependent protein catabolic process. The coding region runs from base 40 to 1200 and encodes 386 amino acids. The record is from RefSeq and is a predicted model, not a curated record. Gene Ontology annotation, cellular component: proteasome regulatory particle, lid subcomplex; cytosol; nucleus. Lineage: Eukaryota; Metazoa; Arthropoda; Insecta; Coleoptera; Nitidulidae. The transcript has 5 exons. Gene Ontology annotation, molecular function: structural molecule activity.
AAACGUCAAAAACCGAAAAAUUAUUGUCAUCGCAUAGAAAUGGCGGCCGCAACAGUGCAACAACCGAACGUGACUGAUUAUCUGGCGAAAAAACAAAAGGAGAGCCCCAAAGAUUUGGCGGCGGAAUGGGCGGAACUCGAGGAGCUGCACAACAAAAGGUUGUGGCAUCAGUUGACGCUGAAACUGCUGGUUUUCAUCAAGAAACCUGAGUUCAAAAAGGGCGACAAUCUGUUGCAGUUGUACAACAAUUUCAUCCAGACCUUUGAAAACAAGAUCAACCCGCUGUCCCUGGUGGAAAUCGUGGCUAUCGUGACGGAACAAAUAAAACAGCCCAAAGAGGCCAUAGCCUUUUUGGAAAAGACUGAGCCCAAAGUGAAAAUCAACCCAGAUGCCCAAAACUUGUGUAAAGUGUUGGCCGGCCAAAUCCAUUUGGAAAAACUGAAUGAUUUGGAGGCGACGAAAAAGAUUAUUGAAGAAGUAGAAGCAACUUUAGACAACGCAGACGGUGUAACCGCAGUGCACGGCCGAUUUUACCUGCUAGCGUCUCAAUAUUACAGAAUACAAGGAGACCACGCACAAUACUACAGAACAGCACUGAGAUACUUAGGUUGCAUUGACUUAGACACCUUAACUGAUGAAGUGAAGGUGCAGCACGCCUUUUUCUUGGGACUGGCGGCGUUGCUUGGCGAAGGCGUGUACAAUUUGGGUGAACUGUUGGCUCAUCCUGUCUUGGACUCGCUGAAGUUGACUGAAAAUGCCUGGCUGGUUGAACUCUUGUUUGCUUUCAAUUCUGGCAACAUCAACAAGUUUGAACAGAUGAAACCACAGUGGUCAAGCAUUGCUGAUUUGGGGGCUCAAGAAUUGUUCCUGAGGCAAAAGAUAUCUCUACUUUGUCUCAUGGAGAUGACUUUCAAGCGUCCGUCACACAAUAGGCAGUUAACAUUUGCUGAAAUUGCACGAGAAACUAAACUUCCAAUAAACGAAAUCGAAUUGCUGGUCAUGAAAGCUUUGUCACAGGGUUUAGUUAAAGGAGCAAUUGAUCAGGUCGCAAACACCGUUAACAUGACUUGGGUUCAGCCCAGAGUAUUAGAUAGGUCUCAAAUUACAGUUAUGGUUGGUACCUUGAACGAAUGGUGCAAACAUGUCAACUCAAUGGAGAAACUGCUGGAGGAGAAAGCCAGUGAAAUACUUACACUUUAAGGAUUAACACGAUAAAUUCAUAUUAAUUUCUUUUUUUGUAAUUAUUUAAUAAUAAAUUUCAUUUAGGGAGA